GAGGAUGAAAGUUUUACAUACAAAUAUAUAGGGAACAUCUCUAAAAAAUCUUCCUCUCAAGAACCACUGAGUCAGAAAAGCUGAGAUUUAUUUAAAAGCUUUCUGAUAUAAUGAAGAUUCAAGUUUGUUAAAAUCAUAGCCCCCGGGGGUCGGAUGGGGCCACAAUAGGGGUUCAAAGUUUUACAUACAAAUAUAUAGAGAAAAUCUUUAAAAAUCUUCUUCUCAAGAACCACUGAGCCAGAAAAGCUGAUAUUUACAUGAAAGUCUCCUAACAUAGUGCAGAGUUCAGUUUGUUCAAAUCAUGGCCCCCUGUGGUAGGAUGGGGCCACAAUAGGGGAUCAAAGUUUUAAAUACAAAUAUAUAGGGAACAUCUUUAAAAAUCUUCUCAAGAACCACUGAGCCAGAAAAGCUGAGAUUUACAUGAAAGCUUUCUGACAUAGUGCAGAUUCAAGUUUGUUCAAAUCAUGGCCCCUGGGGGUAGGAUGGGGCCACAAGGGGAGAUCAAAGUUUUACAUACAAAUAUAUAGGAAAAAUCUUUAAAAAUCUUCUCAAGAACCAUUGGGCCAAAGAAGUUGACUUUUACAUGAAAGCUUUAUGACAUAGUGUAGAUUCAAGUUUGCAAAAACCAUGACCUCCAGGGGUAGGUUGGGGUCAUAAUAGGGACUCCGUUUUUACAUGCAAAUAUAUAUGGAAAGUCUUCUGAUAUGGACCAAGGUGACUCAAGGUGAGCGAUGUGGCCCAUGGGCCUCUUGUUCUGAAUCUGACUCCACGAAGUUGAGCUGUCAGUAGGCCUAUAUGUUGUUUGUCUGCGUCUUGUUGAGUUGAAGAUUACAUCACGGUUCAUUGUGUGAUAAAUAUCCCUAUACAAUGCUGCAAGCCAUCAGUUAUAAAUUGUGCCUAACUGGAAACUGCUUACGGGUGCCAUAACAGAUCAAACUAUCAUUAGCAUCGACUUCAAUGCAAGACUACUGCCAUGGAUAUUAAUUCAGGUGAUGACAGAAAACAAAAUCUAGAGAACAAAAUGGACCACACCCAACAUAGUGGACAUGGUGUUAGCCAGCAUAAUGAUGCAGAUUUCUUAACAUCUACUAUCAGCAAAGAAAGCCACGAAACUCAAGGUGAUGUAGCUGAAGAUUCUAGAAGCAGCGUUGGCAUCGUUUACAUGAACGUCCUAGUGUCGAUCGCGGAGUCUCUAUUGUUCGGAGGUAUUCAAUUUGGAUGGAGCUCACUGGUUUUUGUUUACAAAGAAAUUGGAGUGUAUGGAAACCUGUGCCCUGGUAAUCAAACGAGGGACCAAUCAGAAUCAUGUCCACAACAGGAGGAAUAUCUCAAUAUGUUCUUUAGUAUAGCCACAGCACUAUUGUUUAUUAUAUCCAUUGUGGUUGGGUUUAUUCAUCAUAGACUAGGAACAACCAAGUGCAGGCUCCUGUUCAUAGGUAUUUAUUCCUGCGGAAUGCUUCUUUUGAGUUUCACUACCAGUGAUAUCCCAUGGCUGUUUCUACCCGGUCUUACACUGGUGGGUGUAAGUGGUCUAGCUUUACUCGUGACAGACCUGGAGGUUGUAUCUUACAUUCGGAAAGGGAAGGCUUUUUUUGUCACGGUUCUGAACGGAGCAUUUGACUCGUCUGCUGUUGUUAUGGUGAUAGUUAAGAUAUUUUAUGAAAGAGGAAUAAAGAUUCAACAUACGUUUUGGGGUAUAUUAGCAGUUUACCUUCUUGUUACAUUAUCCAACACUUUUCUCCACUGGAAACAAUCUCAACUCAUUCCUGGAAGUACCUCCUCUGAGAAAACCGAAGAUGAAGAAGGCAACGACGAAUUUGAAGAUGAGAAGCAAACAAACGGAAAAGGUCCCACGUUUUUGCGAUCAGCUUGUUCGCUUCGAUUCUCCCUUUAUCUGAUUUGGAUAUAUGUGUUGACUUUACGAUGGUCCACUUUCUUAGGUUUUGUGAACAGACAGCUUUCCAUGGUACUAGAAAGUGAUGAAAUGGUCAGUGAUUAUACAAACGUCCUGUCCUACUCAUUGUUUGGCGGUGUGUUGGUAUCCAUUAUUGUCGGGAGCCUUCUGGAAUGCAUAAAGAAACGAUUUGAAGGAAGAUCGGAUGUCUACAAGAAAGACGUAUAUCCUGUUGUCAUUGCUCUCUCUGCCUGCUGUACUAUGUCUCUAAUGAUUUCAAUACUUGAAAUUUUCCAAUCAGCAGACACGUUUUAUGCGGAGUUUGUUGUCAUUCCGUUUUACAGAUCCCUGUUAUUUUCUACCAACAUGAAUUAUGUCGUUACUAUGUUUCACAAUACAUGGGUUAGUCAUAUAGUGGUCAUUUCCUUUGCCUUGAUGGGGGUAGCAACGAUUUCGCAAUAUUUUCUCUUCAAAUGGGUAGUGGAAAAUAAUGUAUUUCAACAGAUGAACUACAUGAUGUUGGGUUUGACGAUGGCGUCAUUCGCUCUCCCCGUCAUGUUGCUGUUGAAUAGGAAAAGGGAUGCUAGUAAAAACGCAUCUAAAGUGUUGCUUUAAGUUGCUCAGAAUGCAACUUACAAAGAAAAACUUUUAGAGUUGACCGGCUUAUUUCAAUUCUUUCUUGAUACAAAUUAUUUAGCUCUAUUACCCGGUUGCUUUUGUUUUGUAUUGAUUUCUUUUCGUAAUAUGCCCCAUCUAUAGCUUUCUUUGAUUUUUAGAAUUUCUACGAAGACUACAUGAAAUAAAAUUUGGUGAUGUAUUUGAUUUAAAAAAAAAAAUAGGAUCACGCUACUCGACUUACAUGAAAAAGUGAUGAAAAUAGCUAAUUGUGAUCAUCUCAUAAAUCCUAUAAAGAAUAGAAAAUGUAAAUUAGUGCAAACACGGUCCCCUGGGCAUACCAAAGAUGGGAUCAAGUGCACAGGAGGAGUACGUAUCUCCCAUUAACCGGUCACUUCCGCCGUGAGUCCUAUAUCUUGGUCAGCAAAGUAGAGUAAUAUGUAGUCUAAAUAGAUAUAUAUGGGAUAUAUCAAAUCGACAUAUGAAGGAAAAUGAUUAUUGUUAAUAGAUAAAAUGUAUUCGGAAGAGGUUUGAGACGAUAAUACUGAUUUAUAAUUCAAGCUGUUUUAAUAGCAUAAGUACUAAUGCACUGAAAAAAUUGUUAUAUAAGACAAUCCGUCUUUAUCAGAGUUUUCUAAAACAUAAAUAUACAAGCUUAUGCUAAAACAUUGAAUAUUGCACGCAAGAUUAUUUUUAGCUAGUUUUUUCAUUGUGACAGGGUCAAGUCGUGUGUAAAACUGAUCACUUCCUACAAGUUUCAUUCUCAAUCCCAUUGUCGUGAUUUGGAUUUAAAACUUUUGAAGAUGUUUUUUACAUUCUGUGCCGUAUCAGUGCACUUUUAUUGAAAAGAAAAACUUCAUAAGACACAGCCUUUUCGCUCAUGACGUUGCAUGAAGUAACGUCAAAAUGGCACAACGUUAUCGUAAACUGUUCUGUAUUUACGUUUGUAUUAUAUAUGAAUAAAGGUUCCUACAUACA
Molecule: messenger RNA, 3487 nt
Organism: Ostrea edulis (European flat oyster)
Lineage: Eukaryota; Metazoa; Mollusca; Bivalvia; Ostreida; Ostreidae
Product: equilibrative nucleobase transporter 1-like
Exons: 14
Coding region: 974-2509 (511 amino acids)
Source: RefSeq, a predicted model, not a curated record